UGUGUGCGAGUCGCUUUUUCGCGUUUCGGUAAAAGAUACAUACGCAAGCAUACGCGAAUAGUGCCCCGCGACUGCCGUACAGCGCGUUGACGUUUCGAGGAUUAUUGUUGUCAUAGACGUAUAAUAUUGUAAUAUAAUUUAAUACUGAUCCUUCCGCCUUGCCCAUACAUCGAUUCAAUUCAAUUGUUUUUCGUGUUUUUGACGAUUCGUUUUCGUAUUUCAUCCCGAGUGUCGGCAGUCGUGUUUCGUGUUUAUAUUUGCGCACGCACCAUACCCGUGAGCUUUUCAAAAUAUCAUUAUCGUAAUUUUAAAUCGUUUUUUUUUCAUAGUACCUAACUUUUUCCCCUGAUCUCUUACUAUCGUGAUUAUUGCAUUGUGACAUUUUGAAACAGCAAUAAAUUACGACCUCGUCGAUACCGAGACUCCUAAUGCGAUGAUGGUUUGAAUAAUGUAUCAGUUGUACCGCAUAUUUGAGUAUGCUGUUUGAAGAACCUUUAAGAAACGACACCUACAACGACAACAUUAGUUACGGCAAUAACUACAGUUUACACGAUGACCCGUGGGGCCCAAAGAGAGACCCGCUACCGGUUGUCGUGCCCGUCACGAUCAUCUACACGCUGAUAUUUGCUACAGGCAUCGUAGGAAAUGUGAGCACGUGCAUAGUGAUCGCCCGAAAUAAGUACAUGCACACCGCCACCAAUUACUAUCUGUUCAGCCUCGCCGUGUCCGACCUGCUGCUACUGUUGUCCGGAUUGCCGCAAGAAAUUUACCAAACAUGGUCCAGGUAUCCUUACGUGUUUGGAGAGAUGUUUUGUAUAGUCAGAGGGUUUGCUGCAGAGACAUCGACGAACGCUACUGUGUUAACAAUUACAGCAUUUACCAUUGAAAGAUAUGUUGCAAUUUGUCAUCCAUUUUUAUCACACACAGAAUCCAAUCUGUCCAGAGCAUUCAAAUACAUAUUAAUCAUUUGGGUUGUAGCGUUAACACUUGCGUUUCCUCAGGCCAUACAGAUGGGACUUGUGUACGCUCGUACACAGGACGACUCUAUCAUACCCGAACUGUCCACGUGUGCGCUGGCCAACAAACUCCCGUACGCGUUUGAACUGUCUUCGGUACUAUUCUUCCUGGCUCCGUGGACACUCAUCAUCGUCCUGUACAUACUCAUCGGCCUCAAGCUGUACAAAUCUAAGCGCGACUCGUCCAGGACAACAUGCUCGGCUCACUGCAGGCACACUGCGUGUUUGAGCUCUACCAAUACCAGGGCUACUGGGCGCGUGGUCAAAAUGCUAGUGGUCGUGGUGGUAGCCUUCUUCGUCUGCUGGGCGCCAUUCCAAGCGCAAAGACUGGUCGCCAUCUACGGAAACGCGAAUCACGAGGACCACUCGAGCACUUCGAUAAUCGAUGUAAACGUCUAUCAGGUGCUGAACUAUGUAUCGGGAAUUUUGUACUACUUAUCAGCUACCAUAAACCCACUUUUGUAUAAUCUCAUGUCAUACAAAUUCCGGACUGCAUUCAAAGAAACCUGGAGAUCUUGCAAAGGAGCCAGUGGUUUAAGUCCCGAUCACAGUAUGCCUAAUCUGGACUACAAAUGGCAGAGAAACCACAGCCAUAGUAGAAGUUUCAGCAGUAGUCAUUUUGACGAGGUAAGUUCGAUGAAACGAAUGAUAACCAACAAAUCCUGGAAACCUACAAUCGUAGCAAUCAACGAGACUAGCGACAUGGGUACGUCGUCAACCGUGGACAAAACGCUGAGAUUUCCACAUAAAAUGAUCUUAAGCAAACAAGACCCUAUCAAAGAAAACGGCACCAUGGUGCUGGAAAACGGAAUUACCGUUGGUGUAUUGACCAACAACAACAGGACAACCACUAUGCUGAUGACACCGAAUUAAAUUUAGUGUUCCUAUUUAGCGUUACCUAACCAGUUAAUGUCAUAACCAGAAAUGCUCAUGAAAAAUAUUAAAACCAGAGAUUGGUACUUGGUUGUUAGUGGAGACCAUAGUAAAGCCCAUUUCCAUAUACGAUUGCGUCUCCACACUUAAAUUUAUUUCCUCUAUUCGAUAACUAUACGUUAAGGAAAUUAGCAUUUUCCCGUUGCUUCAACAAUAUGUAUCAACACACUUGAAAUUCUAAUUAAUUUUACGUGGAAAACGACUAAAAAGUACGAUUAGAAAAACAUAUAUU
Messenger RNA from Melanaphis sacchari, 2181 nucleotides. RefSeq names its product pyrokinin-1 receptor-like. The record is from RefSeq and is a predicted model, not a curated record. The coding region runs from base 477 to 1889 and encodes 470 amino acids. Gene Ontology annotation, cellular component: plasma membrane. NCBI's taxonomy places the organism in Eukaryota, Metazoa, Arthropoda, Insecta, Hemiptera, Aphididae. Gene Ontology annotation, biological process: neuropeptide signaling pathway. Gene Ontology annotation, molecular function: neuromedin U receptor activity. The transcript is spliced from 8 exons.